This is a messenger RNA of Thalassophryne amazonica, 2169 nucleotides long. RefSeq names its product flotillin 1b (gene flot1b). The record is from RefSeq and is a predicted model, not a curated record. The transcript has 13 exons. Bases 179 to 1462 code for a protein of 427 amino acids. Gene Ontology annotation, cellular component: plasma membrane. NCBI's taxonomy places the organism in Eukaryota, Metazoa, Chordata, Actinopteri, Batrachoidiformes, Batrachoididae. Gene Ontology annotation, biological process: positive regulation of cell-cell adhesion mediated by cadherin; positive regulation of endocytosis; protein localization to plasma membrane.
AGGUUUGAAGACUUGGCGUCAUCAUCGAAUGGGGCGUGGUUAGUGUUCAAUAAUCAGACGGAUAUUUUUGUCAUUCCGCUUUAACUUGACUACUGAAAACUGACUCCAGUUAAAUUUGCACUUUUGGAACGGCUUUGGAAACAACUCGAUCCCAAAUAACCUCAAGGCAAGAUUUGAGAUGUUCUACACUUGCGGACCCAAUGAAGCUAUGGUGGUGUCUGGCUUUGGCCGGUCUCCACCUUUAAUGAUUGCUGGAGGAAGAGUGUUUGUCUUCCCAUGUAUUCAGCAGAUUCAGAGAAUCACUCUGAAUACUUUGACUCUCAAUGUGAAGAGUGAUAAAGUCUACACCCGCCAUGGUGUCCCUAUUUCUGUCACUGGGAUUGCACAGGUGAAGAUCCAGGGACAGAACAAGGAAAUGUUAGCCACUGCUUGCCAAAUGUUCAUGGGAAAGUCUGAGGCUGAGGUCGCCCAGAUUGCCCUGGAAACGUUGGAGGGGCACCAGAGAGCGAUCAUCGCACAUUUAACUGUGGAGGAGAUCUACCAGGACCGUAAGAAGUUCUCAGAGCAUGUUUUCAAGGUGGCCUCCUCUGAUCUGGUCAAUAUGGGGAUUGGUGUCGUCAGCUACACGCUCAAAGAUGUUCAUGAUGAUCAGGACUACCUUAACUCACUGGGUAAAGCCAGAACAGCCCAGGUGCAGAGGGAUGCCAGGAUCGGAGAGGCUCAGUACAAACGGGAUGCUGUGAUCAGGGAGGCACAUGCCAUGCAGGAGAAGGUGUCGGCUCAGUAUAAAAAUGAGAUUGAGAUGGCAAAAGCCCAGAGAGACUAUGAGCUGAAAAAGGCUGCCUAUGAUGUUGAGGUCAACAGCAAGAAGGCAGAGUCAGAGAUGGCAUACCAGCUUCAGGUGGCCAAGACCAAGCAGCGCAUUGAGGAAGAGAAGAUGCAGGUUCAGGUGGUGGAGCGGAGUCAGCAGAUCAUGCUGCAGGAUCAGGAGAUCAUCCGCAAGGAGAAGGAGCUGGAGGCCAAAGUCAAAAAGCCCGCUGAAGCUGAGAAAUACAAGCUGGAAAAGCUGGCUGAAGCACAGCGCCUGCAGCUCAUCAUGGAGGCUGAAGCAGAGGCCGAGUCCAUCAGGAUUAAGGGUGAAGCAGAGGCUUUUGCUGUGGAGGCAAAGGGUCGUGCUGAAGCAGAGCAGAUGGCCAAGAAGGCAGAGGCCUUCAAGCAGUACAAGGAAGGAGCCAUGGUGGACAUGUUGCUGGAGAAACUGCCACUGAUGGCGCAAGAGAUCAGCAAACCUCUCUCAGCAGCCAAGAAGAUCACGAUGGUGUCGAGUGGUGGCUCAGAUGUGGGCGCGGCCAAACUAGCAGGAGAAGUGUUGGACAUCAUGACCAAGGUGCCGUUCGCUGUGGAGAAACUGACCGGAGUCGACAUCUCCCAGGUUACAGGAAAGUCCCAGCGUGUACAUUAAGAAGAGGAGUGGAAUAAUCAUCGGAGAAGCACAGCCUUUGCUCCAUGUGCCUGCAACCGCUGUUAGUGACUCCUCACAUCGCUGUCCUGUCAAAGUGUAUUCAUGCAUGUUUCAGCUGCACAUCUCUGGUCUGUCCUCUGUCUUCAGGGAUUUAGUUUUUACUCCUGUAUGUUGUUUCUAAUUGUGUCCCUGUUCUGUUUGUGACCCAAAGCAGAAACAGAUCCAAGGGAUUGUCCAUGUUUUUUCCUUCCUGUAGGAGAGAUGUGCCUGAGCCGCCUUUGGCCGCUUACAGUUUAUAGGAAUUCCUGUGUUCUUUGGCUCUUCAGCUCCUGUAGUCAAUAUUUUAAGUACCUCCUCUUAAGUGGCAGGAAGGCAUUUGAUUUAAAUUUAGGUAAUUAUCCAAAUGUGUCUCAAAAUGUCUUAACAUUGUGAGAUUUGGUCAACCUUCCUUAUGAUGUUACAAAGAUGUUACAGAUGUCCUGCAGAGACUCAUGAGCCUCAACCCCCCGCCCCCUCCUUUUUUCUGCAAGCAUCCUUAAUUUCCCUACAGAAAAGACACAAUCUAUAGAUUAAUUUUCUUUUAUUUUGAACAAGAUUUAAUGUAGAAAAUCUUUAAUAUUAGAGCACUAAUGAAAAUGUAUUUGUGCCUUUCAAUUCACCAGAUGCUGCUGAGAUGUUAUUGUAUUCAGUGUAUUGCUAGGAUUCUU